AUGCGUCCAAGUGUCGAGGUCCUCGUCUCUCUUAAUCUCUUGGGCAGCGUGCCUGUCUAUGCAGCACCACCCACGGGCCAAAAGCCAGGCAGUGGCCUGUCCUACGUCGACCCAUUGAUUGGAACCACCAAUGGAGGCAACGUCUUUGCCGGAGCAACGCUUCCCUACGGCCUCGCCAAAGCAUCAGCCGACGUGGACGGCCAAAACACCGGAGGCUUUGGCUUAGACGGCAGCAACGUCGUCGGCUUCUCGAGCGUCCAUGACAGCGGCACUGGAGGGAAUCCCAGCCUGGGCAACUUCCCGCUGUUCCCGCAGAUCUGCCCCGACGACGUGCUGGACAAUUGCAACUUUCGCAUCGGCGACAGGAAGCUCCAUUAUGUCAACGGCUCUGUUGAUGCCCGGCCGGGGCAUUUUGGCUUGCAGCUGGAGUCGGGCAUUGUGGCCAACAUGACCGUCUCACAGCAUGCGGCGCUGUACCGCUUCACGUUCCCCAAGGCGAGCAGCAAAAGCCAUCCGUUGAUACUGCUGGACUUGACAGACUUGUGGCAGAGCCGGCAAAAUGCCUCUAUCCAGAUUGACGAGAAGUCGGGCCGGAUGACUGGCAACGGCACGUUUCUACCCAGCUUUGGCGCUGGAUCAUAUGUGAUGCAUUUCUGUGCCGAUUUCUUCGGCUCCAACAUCCAUGAAACGGGUGUUUGGGUAAAUAACAGAGCAGGCACAGAGCCAAAGGAGAUCUUCCUCACUCGCGGUUUCAACCUGUUCUUCCUAGAAGGCGGCGGUUUCGUCCGUCUAGAUCCCCCUAGCGACGGCACCGUGACGGUGCGUAUGGGCAUCAGCUACAUCAGCAGCCAACAGGCUUGCCAAAACGCUCAAAGGGAGAUCCCCAGCCCGUUGAAGGCUUUUAGCGGGCUUGUUGAUAACGCUCAAAGGGCUUGGGAAGAGAAGCUGAGCCCCAUUUCGGUCAAGAGCGGCGGCGCGACGGACGAUCUGUUGACGAGCUUCUGGAGCGGCGUGUAUCGCAACAUGAUUUCGCCUCAGAAUUACACGGGCGAGAAUCCAUUGUGGCAUAGCGAUAAGCCUUACUUUGAUUCCUUUUACUGCAUCUGGGACAGUUUCCGUGUACAGCACCCUCUGCUGACCAUUCUCGAUCCUCACGCCCAGACGCAGAUGGUGGAGGCCCUGCUUGACAUUUACAAACACGAAGGCUGGAUGCCAGACUGCCGCAUGUCUCUCUGCAAGGGCUGGACUCAAGGCGGCUCCAACGCCGACGUGGUCAUCACAGAUGCAUUUGUCAAGAACCUCAGCACGACCAUUGACUGGGAGCUCGCCCUCGAAGCGGUCAUGGCCGACGCCGAGAACGAGCCACUGGAGUGGUCGUACCACGGCCGCGGCGGCCUCCACAGCUGGAAGAGCCUCAACUACAUCCCCUACCUGGACUUUGACCCGUACGGCUUCGGGACCAACUCCCGCAGCAUUUCGCGCACGCUCGAGUAUGCGUACGAUGACUAUUGCAUCUCGGAACUGGCGGGCGGGUUGGGCAGGCGUGAUUUGCAGACCAAGUACCAGGGCCGAAGCAUGAACUGGAAGAAUCUGUGGAAAGCCGACCAGACUUCGUUCAUUAACGGAACUGAUACCGGCUUCAAGGGCUUCUUCCAGCCCAAGUACCUAAACGGAACAUGGGGGUUCCAGGAUCCCAUUGCGUGUUCUGCCCUCGCGGGGUUCUGCUCCUUGACAACGAAUCCUAGCGAAACUUUUGAAGCCAGUAUCUGGCAAUAUCUCUUCUACGUCCCCCACUCAGUCUCAUCUCUCAUCUCUCUGCUGGGAGGCGAUGAUGCCAUGAUUUCUCGACUCGACUUCUUCCACACCUCGGGCCUCGCAGACAUCUCCAACGAGCCCGUCUUCUUCACCGUCUUCCUCUACCACUACACUGGCCGGCCAGCGCUGUCGACCGAGCGCAUCCACCAGUACAUUCCCUCGUCCUUCAACUCGUCUCCGGGUGGCCUGCCCGGCAACGACGACUCGGGCGCCAUGGGCGCGUUCCUCACAUUCUCCGUCAUGGGCCUGUUCCCCGUUGCGGGACAGAACGUGUACUUGAUCUCGCCGCCGUUUGUCGAGGAGAUUAGCAUCAGACAUGCCGUCACGGGCAAGACGGCUACGGUGAGGAAUGUCGGGUUUGAUGCCUCUUAUAAGAACAUCUAUGUGCAGAGCGCAAGAGUUAAUGGGAGGCCGUGGACGAAAUCAUGGAUUGGACAUGAGUUUUUCACGGAGGGAUGGACGUUGGAGUUGGUGCUGGGGGCGAAGGAGUCGAAGUGGGGGACGGAUCUGAAGGAUAGACCGCCGAGUUGGUCGGUUAGCAGUUAG
Molecule: messenger RNA, 2361 nt
Organism: Trichoderma asperellum CBS 433.97
Lineage: Eukaryota; Fungi; Ascomycota; Sordariomycetes; Hypocreales; Hypocreaceae
Biological process (GO): glycoprotein catabolic process; protein deglycosylation; protein quality control for misfolded or incompletely synthesized proteins
Cellular component (GO): cytosol; nucleus
Molecular function (GO): carbohydrate binding; peptide-N4-(N-acetyl-beta-glucosaminyl)asparagine amidase activity
Source: RefSeq, a predicted model, not a curated record